AAAUCCGAAUCGCACACACAAUACGGUACUGCCUGACCGCUCUUAAAUCGUCUCUAAAUUCAAUUAAAACCCUUUUGUUCGCUUUAACUAUAUCACAAACAAAGUUUAACUAGGUACCUUUUUUUUAGCCGCGUGACUACCCAAAUUGUUCACUUAACGUCUAUUUAAAUAAUUCUAGGCGAGUACCGAACGAACGUAAAAUGGGGUACUAAGUCCCAUGUUUUAUUGCUUUUUCGUUUUGUUAGUAGUUGGUUUAUUAGUUUUGUUCGUUUCGUGUAUUUUCAAUAUGAAAUUUUUCGUUUGUUUUGGCUUGUUUUGCGCUGGCUUGAUUUCGAGUCAACCUGUCAGCGAUUCCAAUAGUCUACGACUUAUAAGUGUGUUUCUAAGACAUGGAGCCCGAACUCCAGAGCUAAGAGACGUCUACCCCAAUGACCCUCAUAAAUUAGAAACUUUCCAGCCAAUGGGAUGGGGACAACUGACAAACCAUGGAAAAUCAAUGGCCUUCACUCUGGGAAAAUCUCUCAGGAAUCGGUACAAUAAGUUUUUGGGCGACAUUUAUCUACCUGAAGCAGUAUUCACUCAAAGUACCGAUUAUGACAGGACCAAAAUGUCUGCCUUGCUUGCUUUGGCGGGUCUUUUUCCUCCAGCGAAAGCCCAAAAAUGGAACGAGCAACUCGAAUGGCAACCUAUACCUUUCGACUAUGAAAAAGACCAUCGGGAUUUUGUUCUCAAAAGACCAAACACCUAUUGUCCAACUUAUAUGAAGGAGCUUGAAGAAGUUUUACAAUCUGAUGAUGUUUUAGCCUACAUUAAAUCUAAAAGAGAAACUUUCCAUUAUAUUGCCAAUCACACUGGAAAGCCAAUUAAUAAAUUAAGUGACAUUUUCCAAAUUUACCAAACUCUGACUGCUGAGAAAACCUUAAACCUAACACUUCCAGAGUGGACAAAAAAAGUUUAUCCAGAAGAAAUAACCAAGAUUGCAGCCAAACAAUGCGAAAUGGAAAACGCCAAUGACGUAUUGAAAAAAUUAAAUGGAGGUCGUAUGCUUCGUAAAGUCAUAGACAACAUGGUGGCUAAAACGGAAGGUACUCUGCACCCUCACGAAAGGAAAAUUUUCAUUUAUUCCGGACACGAAAAUAACGUUAUCAAUAUUUUGGCUGCUAUGGGUCUUUAUGAAACUCAUUUUCCCAAUUACAGUUCAGCUGUACUCGUUGAGUUGCAUUAUUUGAGAUCUAGACAGGAUUAUGCUGUUAAGGUAUCCUACAUUCGAGACGUUUAUAAAACUCCAGAGGACCUCAACCUGGCCAAAUGCGACGUCCUUUGUCCAUUGAACACUUUCAUCUCGUUGACUGAAAAACAUGUCCCGAAAAAUUAUACAGAAGAAUGUGAUUCGCCUAUUAAUCUUGAUCAAUAAUAAUUUGUUUUUAUCGAUGUUUUGUUUAAGUAUUAUAUUUAUAAUGUAUUUUUUAUUUAUUUUUAUUUAUUUUAAAAAAAUUUUUGAGACAAAUUAUAUUUUGAUUAAAUGAAGGGAUGAUUUUUUUUU
Ceutorhynchus assimilis (cabbage seed weevil) is the source of this 1543-nucleotide messenger RNA. The record is from the annotation of a GenBank genome assembly. NCBI's taxonomy places the organism in Eukaryota, Metazoa, Arthropoda, Insecta, Coleoptera, Curculionidae.